Molecule: messenger RNA, 3474 nt
Organism: Diaporthe amygdali
Lineage: Eukaryota; Fungi; Ascomycota; Sordariomycetes; Diaporthales; Diaporthaceae
Exons: 4
Coding region: 1-3474 (1157 amino acids)
Biological process (GO): calcium ion transmembrane transport; intracellular calcium ion homeostasis
Cellular component (GO): intracellular membrane-bounded organelle; membrane
Molecular function (GO): ATP binding; P-type calcium transporter activity; ATP hydrolysis activity
Source: RefSeq, a predicted model, not a curated record
AUGGCGAGCAACAACAAUAACAGCAACACCCUGGCGCCGCCAUCACUUUCGGUGAACACACGUGUUCGCAAGGACUCUGGUGCUAGUUCAGAAGACCCCUUCCUCACCCCAAACAACAGAAGCCGAUCCACCAGCGUCACCACUCAUGUCGUCGACAGGGAGGAAGCCCUCCGCCCGGACCCCGGCACCGAGGGCGAUUUCAAAGUCGACGACAAUCCUUUCGCCUUCAGCCCGGGCCAGCUCAACAAGCUGCUUAACCCAAAGUCUCUUUCUGCUUACAGGGCACUUGGUGGACUCAAGGGAAUAGCCAGGGGUCUUCAGACGGAUCUUGACGCUGGCCUGAGUAUCGAUGAGACCAGUGUGCGGAGGAAGAUUGCCUUCCAGGAGGCGGUUGACGGGACCGAAUCUAAGGCAGAAACCUCAUCAACACCCGGUGGAGAGGCUUUUGUCGACCGGACUAGAGUAUACGGCCGGAAUGUUCUCCCGCCCAAAAAGGCAACACCCCUGUGGAAACUCAUGUGGAACGCCUACAACGAUAAGGUCCUGAUCCUCCUGACUGUCGCCGCUGUUAUCUCCCUCGCCCUCGGGUUGUACGAGACAUUCGGCGUCGACCACCCGGAAGGCGCCCCACCGGCCGUGGACUGGAUCGAGGGUGUCGCUAUCUGUGUUGCCAUUAUUAUCGUCGUCGGUGUCGGCUCGAUUAAUGACUGGCAGAAGGAAAAGGCCUUCGUGCGACUCAACGAAAAGAAGGAAGACCGAGAGAUCAAGGUCAUUCGCAGCGGCAAAGCGGUCAUCAUCAACGUACAUGACCUCCUAGUCGGAGACGUCGUCAACCUUGAACCUGGCGACCUUAUUCCUGUGGACGGUAUUUUCAUUAGCGGCCACGAUCUAAAGUGUGAUGAGUCCUCAGCCACCGGAGAGUCUGACGCCCUGAAGAAGACUCCCGGCGAACAGGUUUUCAGGAUGCUCGAAAACGGCGAGAAGGCAAAGUCUGGUGAUCUGGACCCCUUCAUCAUUUCUGGAGCCAAGGUCCUCGAGGGCAUGGGCACAUUCGUCUGCACCUCGGUCGGCCCCUAUUCCAGCUUCGGCAAGAUUAUGAUGUCCGUCCGGACUGAGGUUGAGGCCACUCCCCUCCAGAAGAAGCUCGAGGGUCUGGCUGGUGCUAUUGCUAAGCUCGGCGGAAGCGCUGCUCUCUUAUUGUUCUUCGUCCUUCUGAUCCGCUUCCUGGCCAACCUGCCCAACGACAACCGUGACGGCCCGACGAAGGCAUCAACCUUUAUGGAUAUCUUGAUUGUCGCCAUCACAAUCAUCGUCGUGGCUGUUCCAGAGGGUCUCCCAUUGGCCGUGACACUCGCUCUAGCUUUCGCAACCACUCGUAUGCUCAAGGAGAACAAUCUUGUGCGAGUCCUGCGCGCUUGCGAGACCAUGGGAAACGCCACGACGGUAUGUUCCGACAAGACUGGCACAUUGACCACCAACAAAAUGACUGUCGUCGCCGGCACGUUCGGAUCCACCAGCUUCUCCAAGGCCGGAAGCGACAGCUCAAGCGUGACCGUCUCCCAAUGGGCGUCCAAGCUAUCUCCAGCAGCUAAGGAGGCAAUUGUCCAGUCCGUUGCCGUCAACUCAACAGCGUUCGAGGGUGAGGACCAAGGCCAAUUUGCGUUCAUCGGGUCCAAGACCGAGACAGCCCUCCUGCAGCUGGCCAAGGACCAUCUGGGCAUGCAAUCGCUUCCUCAGGUCCGCGCCAACGAGCAGGUGGUACAGAUGUUCCCCUUUGACUCGGGCAAGAAGUGCAUGGGCGCGGUCAUCAAGUUGCGCGACGGCGGGUACCGGCUGCUAGUCAAGGGCGCCUCCGAGAUCCUGCUGGGGUACUGCUCUUCCAAGGCCGACAUCACAGACCUCUCCGUCUCCGGCAUGGGCCAGUCCGACAAGGACGAGCUCCUGAAAACCAUCGACAGCUAUGCGCGCCAGUCCCUCCGCACCAUCGGCAUCGUAUACUGCGACUAUCAGCAGUGGCCACCCCUGCGCGCAAACAUGCAGGACGGCUCGGUCGAGUUUGCGUCCGUGCUGAAGGACCUCGUCUUCCUUGGUGUCGUCGGUAUCCAAGACCCCGUGCGUCCCGGUGUCCCCGAGUCGGUCAAGAAGGCCCAGCACGCCGGUGUGGUCAUUCGCAUGGUCACUGGCGACAAUGCAGUGACCGCCCGCGCGAUCGCUAUGGAGUGUGGCAUACUGACCGAGGGUGGUGUCGUCAUGGAAGGCCCCGUCUUCAGGACCCUCAGCGAUGAAGACAUGGAUCGCACCCUGCCGAAGCUGCAGGUGCUUGCUCGAUCUUCGCCCGAGGACAAGAGGAUCCUGGUAACCCGGCUGAAGCGUCUCGGCGAGACCGUUGCUGUGACCGGUGACGGCACCAACGAUGCGCCCGCACUCAAGGCUGCUGAUGUUGGUUUCUCCAUGGGCAUCUCUGGAACAGAGGUCGCUAAGGAGGCAUCAGCGAUCGUGCUGAUGGACGAUAACUUCUCGUCUAUCAUCAUGGCUCUCAAGUGGGGACGUGCUGUGAAUGACGCGGUCCAGAAGUUCCUUCAGUUCCAAAUCACCGUCAACAUCACAGCCGUCCUCUUGGCCUUUGUCUCAGCUGUCUCAGACCCAGAGAUGCGAUCCGUCCUCACAGCCGUGCAGCUCCUGUGGGUGAACCUGAUCAUGGACACCUUCGCAGCCCUGGCACUAGCCACGGACCCGCCGACGGAGAAGAUCCUCAACCGGCCGCCGCAGGGCAAGAAGGCGCCGCUGAUCACGACCAACAUGUGGAAGAUGAUCAUCGGGCAGGCCAUCUUCCAGCUGGCGGUGACGUUCACACUGUACUUUGGCGGGUCGCGCAUCUUCCCGUCGUACAGCGACAGCGAGCUGCGCACGGUGGUCUUCAACACCUUCGUCUGGAUGCAGAUCUUCAACGAGUUCAACAACCGCCGCCUCGACAACCGCUUCAACAUCUUCGAAGGCCUGCACCGCAAUCAAUUCUUCAUCGUCAUCAACAUCCUCAUGGUCGGCCUCCAGGUCGCCAUCAUCUUCGUCGGCGGCCGUGUCUUCUCUGUCAAUGAGGGCGGGCUCAAUGGGCCGCAGUGGGCCGUCUCUAUUGUCCUAGCCCUGCUUUGCAUGCCUUGGGCUGUCGUAGUGCGCCUCUUCCCCGACGCGUGGUUCGGCCGCAUCGCGAAUGUUGUGGGAUACCCCGUGGUUGUUGCUUACCGCUUCCUGGGUCGUUUUUUCAGCCGCGUCGGCAGGCUUUUCAAGCGCAACAAGAAAAAUGCCGAUGAGGAGGCUACCGGCAAUGAGGAGGGAGACUCGCAAAUGCGUCAGAGGAGCAACUCAGCCUCUGCCGAUUCGCCUGUGGUCGUCGUUUCUGACACUGAUGGGCUUAAUAACAACAAUACUGCCCCGGAGAUCAUGGUUGAGGACCCCGAGGGCCGAACGGGGCAUUAG